AUGGCAUUUCCCUUCCUACGGGCAUUUGUUGCGCUAUUUGUGUAUCGCUACUUUCGCCUCGUGGUCAACCUGAUUUCCUUCUGGUCAUUUAAGCCGAUCCCACCUCCAGAAAACCCGAAAUUGACUUCCCAAGAUGUCUCGGUGAUCAUCCCCACUUUAGAAGGCUGUGGCGAUGAGUUGGUCGAAACAAUCCGUUCGAUUUUGGAAAAUCAGCCCUUUGAGAUUCUCCUGGUGACAAUCGAAGCCAAUAGGAAGAAGGCCGAGAGAAUGCUGAGCGUGAUGCCAGCCUCCAAGUCCCGAAUUCGCCUCUUUACCGUCACCCAUCCCAAUAAGCGCCGUCAGAUGACCAGGGCGAUCCCGGAGGUACGUACGGCAAUUACUCUGCUUGCCGACGACGACGUUAGCUGGCCUUCUACCGUGCUUCCCUGGAUUCUAGCUCCAUUUGAAAAGGAUGAUCGAUACGGAGGAGUGGUGACCUGUCAACGAUUGCGUCGAGCUAUUGCUCCAACCCUCUCACAGCGCGUCUGGGGGUUCCUGGGAGCUUUGUAUCUAGAGCGACGCAAUUUCGAUUGCGGGGCUACGACCAAUCUGGAUGGAGGAUUACCAUGCAUGUCCGGGCGGACAGUAGCAUAUCGAACAAAGAUUCUCCAGGACGAGGGUUUUACUUAUGCCUUUACUAAUGAGGAAUGGUGGUGCGGGAAAUACCAGCUCAAUGCUGACGACGAUAACUUCAUCACCCGCUGGAUGGUCUCGCACGGCUGGGAGACUUAUAUGCAGUAUCACCCCGAAGCAGAGGUGCUCACAACACUCGAAGAUAACCCCCGAUUCCUGAAGCAAUGCGCACGUUGGUCUCGAAGCAAUUGGCGGAGCAAUCUCACCAGUAUGUUCCACGAGAAGCACGUCUGGUACCGUCAGCCAUGGAGCGCCUAUGCUGUCCACUUGACCACAUUAUCGCCUCCGGCCCUUUUAGGUGACCUACUACUGCUUUGGUUGUGUCACCGAGCGACCCUCCCACAGGGAGACCUUCUUCACGAUCGUGCAAUGAAGGCGCUUAUCCUAUGGGUCUUCACUAGCAAAUUCAUCAAAUUGGUUGGCCAUUAUAUUCGGUACCCAGUUGAUGUGAUGUUAUUGCCUGUGUCGGUGCUAUUCGGGUAUUUCCACGGUGCGAUCAAGAUGUACGCGGUGAUGACCCUCAAUGUGACAACAUGGGGUAGUCGUGACGGUGCUGAUGAUUACGAUGCUGAGCGUAUGAAGAAACGUACCGAUGCCGAUCGCAGAAAGCAGCCCUACUACCCAAGCUACCUUACUAAAUAA
This is a messenger RNA of Penicillium angulare, 1314 nucleotides long. RefSeq names its product glycosyltransferase family 2 protein. The transcript is spliced from 4 exons. The coding region runs from base 1 to 1314 and encodes 437 amino acids. The record is from RefSeq and is a predicted model, not a curated record. NCBI's taxonomy places the organism in Eukaryota, Fungi, Ascomycota, Eurotiomycetes, Eurotiales, Aspergillaceae.